Molecule: messenger RNA, 484 nt
Organism: Topomyia yanbarensis
Lineage: Eukaryota; Metazoa; Arthropoda; Insecta; Diptera; Culicidae
Exons: 4
Coding region: 48-464 (138 amino acids)
Source: RefSeq, a predicted model, not a curated record
GGAGAACAGUCACGCUCGUGAGGUGCCUACGAACAGUCAUAAACGUUAUGACCCUUGCCAGCAGUUGGAAUCCCGUCCUGAUAUGGUCUAUCGGGUUCUGUUCUAUUUGCUUGUUGCUCUACAUAUGCACCUUUAAAUCCUAUCUGAAGGGUUUGCGCGGAACGAUCUCGCAGCUAGCGACGGCAGUUCCACUGUCCACUGUUAGUCCGAAAGCGCGCCACACGUCUGUUUUUGCAAUAGAUUUGGAAUCGAAUGUGGACUAUCAUCAAGCGGGCUACUUGAGAAACCCGACGCUGAAUUUGGAGGCAAUUGCUCGUUCGGAGAAGCCAAAGGCCCACAGUGGCGGACUAGUUUUUUCGGGUAGCUUAAGCAAUGUAAAAAGCAAAUGGAGAACUAUUCCGAAACUCCUGAUCUUUAUAAAAUUCAACGUGUUAGUGACAGAGGGCAGUACAAUCUCUGCUUAAAAAAUGCGAACACUUUUAGG